CCGUGACUGAAGUAAAAGGCAGUCGAUUAUCUUUGGCAAAAAAAUAAAUAAAAAAAAGAAAAUAAGCGGUUGAUUUAUAAAUAGAAUAUGUUUCAUGCCACUGCAAGCUAGGUCACGCGUGUCGCAGAUCUACGUGUUCCACCGAUUUCAAGUAUGGUCAAUAACAAGUUAGGCGGGAUAGUUAAAUAAUUUUACUUAAUUUCUCCUUUAGUUAAUUUUACACCGGAAAGAAAAAUAAAAAAAUAUAUAUUUAAAUACCUUCACACUGGAAGCUAUCCCUUUGACCUUAAAACAUACAGUGUCAUAUUUGAUAUCAAUCCGCACACGAAAAAUCCCAAAUUACCUUUCACAGUUUCCUUUCAUUUUAAAUCUAAUUAUGUAAUUACAUUUUAUUUCAUCGCGCAACCGUGGCACAAAGCCACUUUUAUUUUUUAGUAGUACUAAAUUAACAUAGGGUCUAGUUUUCCUGCCUGGUGAGGGGAGAGGAUGUAUACGUUGUUGUUGCUAAGGUGGUUACACGGCUAUGGGCAAGAUUGCUUUUUACCCAAAAAUGAAUUGGAAUUUGCAGUAAAAUACAAUUGUAAAACUUACACGAAAGAAAUAAAACAAAAUAAGAAUCUGUAUACAUCGAUAUAGAUGUUAAAUAAAACAAAGGACGAGGUUUAUUUUUCUUAGAAAGUUUUUAUUUUUUUACAUUUUAUUGAAGUGUAACGUUAGUUCAGACAGUGGCCGUGGCGGUGAAGACAGGUCGUCGGCAUGGCUCUUCGAGGCUGGUUAAUAAACAGGCGAAAACGAAAAAGUUAAUUCAGAUGCUUUUGCGGCGAUUCGUAUCGCUUCUGGAUUUUAUAAAAAUAGAAUCGACCCGAUUGUUUUGCUUGUGGACAUUAUUAUUUCUUUAGAUGGACGUUCUCUUUCAUGGCGAAGGACUUGCUACUGCCGUGUUUGGUUUACAAUCAACAGAAAAGUCGCCGAUUGGAAUAAAAAUCAACAAAGUAAAACCUCUUUGGAAUCAUUUACCUGGAAAUAAACUCUCUGUUUUGUGAGAUGAAGCUGGAAUGGAAAGUAACUGUUGCUACUAUUUGAUGGAUUAACGCGACCCAAGAUUAUACCUUAUUCUAGCUUUAUUAUUUAACAAUGUACUGCAUAAUAUGAAAUGCAUUCCUAAUUGAAUAUUUGAAUGUAUGUUUGGGACUUCCUGGGCCUUUGCAACUAAUCUGUUUGUUGUUUUUAUUUUAGUUUGGCAGAUUACAUUCGGACAAUCAAAAGCAGGAGGCCUAUGAAUUGCAGUUGCAUGGUUGGCCAACAGUAUAGAAAAAUGAUGGUUGUUUGUUUUAAAUCUUGAAAUAUUACUUCUGAUUUGCUUGUUAAAUCAGACCCACGGUAUGUGUGGGAUAAAGUAAUCGUGCUGUAGGAUUCUCGUUGGGUACACACAAAGCAACAUCACGAAGUGUAUGAAAGAAGUACAAUAAAAAGGAACGAGGCCAGAUCAUUUGUACAUUUUUGGUAUUACAAAGCUACAGUGCGUUUUAAUUUGAAGAAAAAGGAAACUAUUAAAUAUGUCGGUAUAUUCCGAGUUCGUCCCUCCUCCGGAAUGCCCGGUGUUUGAGCCGAGUUGGGAGGAUUUUUCGGACCCUUUGGGAUUUAUCAACAAGAUCCGACCCAUCGCCGAAAAAACUGGCAUCUGCAAAAUCAGACCACCCGAGGACUGGCAGCCUCCCUUUGCCUGUGAUGUGAGGAACUUCCGUUUCAAUCCCAGAGUGCAAAGGCUGAAUGAACUGGAGGCACUGACCCGAGUGAAGCUGAACUUUCUGGAUCAGAUUGCAAAGUUCUGGGAGCUACAGGGCUCAAUGCUGAGAAUCCCUCAUGUCGAGAGAAAGAUUCUUGAUCUGUAUCUUCUUAGUAAGAUUGUGUCCAAUGAGGGUGGUUUCGAGACCGUGUGUAAGGAGAAAAGAUGGUCUAAGGUAGCCAACCGGAUGGGGUAUCCCCCAGGAAAAGGAACAGGCUCUCUUCUGCGCUCCCACUUUGAGAGGAUCCUCUUCCCCUAUGAGCUGUUCCAGUGCGGGGCCACGCUAUCGGGAAUCCACAAGCUGGCCGAAGGGGAUGAGGACAGAGAGGAGGAGGAGGAUGAGGAGGAGGACGAGGAAGAGGAAGAGGAAGACGAAGGGGGUGAGGAAAAGCAGGAGGAAGAGGCGGUGGAGGAGGAAGAAGAGGAGAAGCUGAGCGAAGGGUCUCAGUGUCCGCACAAAGACCCCAUACUUCCAGGAAACAACCCUCGCGAGCGAAGAUCGAGGCACCUGAGGUCCUCGGAGUGCGAUAACAAAGAGCUGAAGAAUCUGCAGAUAUUUGGAGCUGGACCUAAAAUUAUGGGAUUAGAAAUCGUCGCAGACGAGCAUGGAUUUAAUAAGAAGCAGCGUAACCUUAAGUCCCACGCCUUUGCUGUAAAGAUGCAGCCACGCAAGGACUCUCUGGAGGUUAACUUUAUUGACCUGUAUGUGUGCCUGGCAUGUGGUCGCGGAGACGAGGAGGACCGGCUUCUCCUGUGUGAUGGAUGUGAUGACAGCUACCACACCUUCUGCCUCAUCCCCCCUCUCCAAGACGUCCCCAAAGGGGACUGGCGCUGCCCCAAGUGUGUAGCUGAGGAGUGCAGCAAGCCGCAUGAAGCCUUUGGUUUUGAGCAGGCUGUGAGAGAGUACACACUGCAGAGCUUUGGGGAGAUGGCAGAUCACUUCAAGUCUGAUUACUUCAACAUGCCUGUACAUAUGGUGCCCACUGAAUUGGUGGAGAAGGAGUUUUGGCGCCUGGUCAGCAGUAUUGACGAGGAUGUGAUCGUAGAGUAUGGGGCUGAUAUCAGCUCCAAGGAUGUCGGAAGUGGCUUUCCUGUUCGGGAUGGCAAGAGGAAACUCCACCCAGAUGAGGAGGAGUAUGCAAACUCGGGCUGGAACCUGAAUAACAUGCCUGUGCUGGAGCAGUCGGUGCUGGCACACAUUAAUGUGGAUAUCUCUGGGAUGAAGGUGCCCUGGCUCUAUGUGGGAAUGUGCUUCUCUUCAUUCUGCUGGCACAUCGAGGAUCAUUGGAGCUACUCCAUCAACUACCUUCACUGGGGUGAGCCGAAGACUUGGUACGGGGUUCCUGCACAUGCGGCUCAGAAGUUGGAGGCGGUGAUGAAGAAGCUGGCCCCAGAGCUGUUUGAUUCUCAGCCUGAUCUCUUACACCAGCUGGUUACCAUAAUGAACCCUAAUGUCCUCAUUGAACACGGAGUGCCUGUAUUCAGGACCAAUCAGUGUGCAGGAGAGUUUGUAGUGACCUUCCCACGAGCUUAUCACAGCGGCUUUAACCAGGGCUAUAACUUUGCUGAAGCAGUCAAUUUCUGUACCGCAGACUGGCUGCCGAUCGGUCGCCAGUGUGUUUCUCAUUACCGGCGGCUCCAUCGCUACUGCGUCUUCUCACACGAGGAGCUGAUCUGCAAGAUGGUGGCAGACCCGGAGAGCCUGGACGUGGAGCUGGCUGCUACCGUCUUCAAGGAGAUGGGGGAAAUGAUAGCUGAGGAGACCCGGCUCAGAGAGGCUGUCCUACAGAUGGGUGUGCUGGCCUCGGAGCAGGAAGUGUUUGAGCUGGUCCCGGAUGAUGAGCGUCAGUGUGAGAAGUGCAAGACCACCUGCUUCCUGUCAGCCCUCACCUGCUCCUGUAACCCUGACCGGCUGGUGUGUCUACACCACGCUACAGACCUCUGCAGCUGUCCCCUGCACAACAAGUGCCUCAGGUACAGGUAUGCCCUGGAGGAGUUCCCCUCCAUGUUGUAUGGGGUGAAGUCUCGGGCUCAGUCAUAUGACACCUGGGCAAAGAGAGUAACGGAGGCAUUGGAUUCAGACCACAAAAACAAGAAAGAUCUGAUUGAGCUGAAGGUGCUGUUGGAAGAUGCAGAGGACAGGAAAUAUCCGGAGAACAAUCUGUUUCGCAAGCUGCGGGAGAUGGUGAAAGAGGCAGAGACCUGCUCCUCAGUUGCUCAGCUGCUGCUCAGUCGCAAGCAAAGGCAUAGCAGGCAGCGUCCGGAGAGCAGUAAGACUCGCAGCAAGCUGACUGUGGAGGAGUUGAAGGCCUUUGUUGACCAGCUUUUCCGCCUGCCCUGUGUCAUCAGCCAGGCUCGACUUGUGAAGGAGCUCCUGGAAAACGUGGAGGAGUUCCAUGAGCGGGCACAGGCGGCACUGGUGGACGAGACCCCUGACUCCUCCAAACUGCAGGCCCUGCUAGACAUGGGUGCCGGACUGGACGUGGAGCUGCCCCAACUGCCCCGGCUCAAGCAAGAACUGCAGCAGGCCCGCUGGCUGGACGAGGUGUGCCUGACCCUGGCUGAGCCACACCGUGUCACCCUGGAUGUCAUGAAGAGGCUCAUUGACUCGGGCGUGGGCCUGGCGCCGCACCACGCAGUCGAGAAGGCCAUGGCUGAGCUCCAGGAGAUACUCACCGUGUCUGAGCGCUGGGAGGACAAGGCCAAGACCUGCUUACAGGCCAGACCACGCCACAGCAUGGUCACCCUGGAGAGCAUUGUGAAAGAGGCAAAAAAUAUCCCAGCAUUCCUUCCCAAUGUGCUGGCUCUGAGAGAUGCGCUACAGAAAGCCAAAGACUGGACUGCAAAAGUAGAAGCCAUCCAGAAUGGAAGUAACUAUGCCUACCUGGACCAGUUGGAAAACUUGCUGGUGCGUGGCCGGCCAAUCCCAGUAAGACUGGACGCCCUGCCUCAGGUAGAGUCUCAGGUGGCCUCAGCCCGAGCCUGGCGAGAGAGGACCGGCAGGACGUUCUUGAAGAAGAACUCCAUCUACACACUCCUGCAGGUGUUGAGCCCCAGACAGGAUAUCGGGGUCUACGGGAGCAGUAAGAGCAAGCGGAAACGGGCCAAGGAGCUUCUGGAGAAGGAGAGAGACCUGGAGAUGGAGAGUCUGAGCGACCUGGAAGAGGGGACCGAGGAGGCACGUGACCCAGCCGCUGUUGUGGCCGCCUUCAAAACCAAGGAACAAAAAGAAACUGAAGCCAUGCACUCCCUGCGUGCGGCCAACCUGGCAAAAAUGGCGAUGGCGGACCGCAUUGAGGAAGUCAAGUUCUGCCUGUGCCGGAAAACAGCCAGCGGUUUCAUGUUGCAGUGUGAGCUGUGCAAGGACUGGUUCCAUAGCACCUGCGUGCCCUUACCUAAGACCGGUUCCCAGAAGAAGGGUCUGGGCUGGCAGAGUAAAGAGGUUAAGUUCCUGUGUCCGCUGUGUCAGCGCUCACGCCGGCCUAGGCUGGAGACCAUCCUCUCACUGCUGGUCUCCCUACAGAAGCUGCCGGUCAGGCUCCCAGAGGGAGAGGCCCUGCAGUGCCUGACCGAGAGAGCCAUGGGCUGGCAGGACCGUGCAAGACAGGCCCUGGCCACGGAGGAGCUGUCCUCGGCCCUGGCUAAACUCUCUGUGCUCAGCCAGCGCAUGGUGGAGCAGGCGGCCAGGGAGAAGACAGAGAAGAUCAUCAACGCAGAGCUGCAGAAAGCAGCAGCCAACCCUGAUCUGCAGGGACACCUGCAUACGUUCCAGCAGUCUGGCUUCAGUCGGGUCAUGGGAGGAGUUGCCACGUCUCCGAGGCAGUCUGUGGAUUACGAUGACGAGGAGACAGAUUCGGACGAAGACAUCCGCGAGACAUACAGAUACGACAUGAAGCUUACCUUUCAGGACGCAGCAAGUGUGAAGUCUUUUGGCAGCCUUGAACCAAACCUGUUCUGUGACGAGGAAAUCCCCAUCAAGUCAGAAGAGGUCGUGACUCACAUGUGGCCGGCGACACCCUCCUUCUGUGCUGAACACGCCUACUCCUCAGCCUCCAAAUCCACCACUCAAAGUGCGAGCACUCCUCGGAAGCAGUCCCGGAAGACUCCCCUGGUCCCACGCAGCCUGGAGCCCCCUGUCCUCCAGCUGUCCCCCUGCGCCAAGGCCCAGCUGGAGGAGCUGAUGAUGGCGGGAGACCUCCUGGAGGUGUCUCUGGACGAGACGCAGCACAUCUGGAGGAUCCUACAGGCCACUCACCCUCCUUCAGAGGAGAGGGUCCUGCAGGUCAUGGAGGAUGAAGGGCUGGUGGAAAAACCCAUGAAGCUGAAGGUGAAGGACUCCUCGGAAAAGGACUCCUCGGAAAAGAAGCGUAAGCGCAAGCUGGAGAAAGCGGAGCAGCUGCUACUGGCAGCCGGUGAAGGACGGCCCAAGUCCAAGGAGCUGAAGAAGGCAGAGGGCAAGCCCAAGAAGAAGAAACUGAAACUCAACCCGGAGAAGUCCAAAGAACUCAAACAGCUGGCCAAGCGGCUGGCCAAGGAGGAGAAAGAGAAGAAGAGGAAGGAGAAAGCAGCAGCAAAGGCUGAGGUGUCCAAAGAGAUAAUCGAUAAGAAGAAAGAGAAGAAGGUGCUCGACAUCCCCUCCAAGUACGACUGGUCUGGGGCCGAGGACUCGGAUGACGAGAACGCGGUGUGCGCUGCAAAGAGCUGCCAGCGACCCUGCAAGGACAAGGUAGAUUGGGUGCAGUGUGACGGAGGCUGUGACGAGUGGUUUCACCAGGUCUGUGUAGGAGUCACGUGUGAAAUGGCCGAGAACGAGGACUAUAUCUGCACAGCUUGCUCUCGGAAAGCUGCACUGGGAAGGGGGGUGUCAGAGGAGAGCCUAGGACUGGCACUACCUGUAUGCACUCGGAGCCUACCUUCCCCCUCACUGGAACUGCAAGCGAGCAGCUAGCAGGGCCGCCUCGGCUGUUUGUUUUGUUUUUUCUUUUGUUUUUUUGUUUUUUUCCACAUAACGGGAACAAACAUUUGUUUCAAACGGAUACAGGCAACUUGAUGAGCACAGUUGCCAGCUUGCCAUGCUACUGCCUUUGGCAUCUCCUGACUGGUUGGUCUGUUGGGGAGAGUGCUCCUGUUGAGUAGACCUUAGAAGUGGUGCUUUGACUCUUCUGUUCUACAGAGCUAGGCAUAACUGGUUAGGUUGUAAAAGAGUGAUACACUAAAGCAUUGCCCUAAGUAGUGUACACCAACCAAAUAGCUAUGUUGUCUGAUGCUUGUGGCUUCACAGUGGUUUGCAAUGGCACAGCUUUGGUGGGUAGGCGGGUUCCUUUCUCAGGCCUAUUCAAAAAAAAUGAUUUGGUUAAAAAAUUAAAUAAACUCCGGGGGUGGGCACUAACACAGCCACUCACAGGGAAGAUGGGUGUGUCAGCAGUUUAACAUACCUGGAAUAAAAUAAAUAAAUAAAUAAAAACAGCACUGUGGUGUUUUAUCUUGUAUUACUACAGGGUAGGUUACGAAAUCUCUGAGGUGCUGCCUUUCAGGAGGCUUUCAAAUAAAUUCUUAGUUUUUUCAUUAGAUGGUGACAACUUGAGAAAAUACUAUUUGGGACUCCAGAAAGCAGAUGACUGUGUAAGAAGCAGCUUUUGACAGCGAGGGCAGUUUUUACUGCCUACUGAGAGGUGUUCUGUUGUCUCUUUGGGUUUUGGGAGGGGGAAAUGUUAUGUCUAUAAAUAAAUUAGUUCUGUCAUGUAAAUGUGCAGUUUUGUUUAGCACUGAAACUGUGCCUCCUGUAUUCAAUAUUAAGGUCAACAUCCCCUUUCUAAUAAGACCGACAUACUGAAAACAACAAAUCAUGGAUGCAAUGCAGUGUAACUGGUGUAAACAUUUCCUUUAGAAGAAAAAUCAGUAUCAUCCAAGUACGUUUCUUUGACAGAACUAUGUCCCUUCAGUAGUAAGGCCACAUUAUGUCGGUCCCUUGGCUGGCCUUAAUAGCAAUUUUUCUUUGUAUAUUUUUUGUCUUUUAUGAUUUUUUUUUUUGAAAUUGAGUUCUAGCUUUAUUCCUUGAGCUAUCAGUUGGCUUCCUUUUACACCCCAAAGCUCAAUAGGUACGUGAAUGAAAUAAUCACAGCACAGUAUCAAUGUUCAGUAUUUGUUUUAUAUAACAAGUACAGUGUUUGGAAAACACAUUUUAAAUCUAUAUUUAACAGCUGAUAUCAGAAUUACUUUCCUUAUCUCAAGCACCGCAUCUGUUUAGCAGCGCAGCACAAUUUGAAACCAUGUGAUUCUACCGGUCAUUGUAUUUAAAUCCAUUCUAAAAUUAGAUCCUUUUUGGCAAUGAGCCAAUUUGUUAAUGUUUUAAAAACUAAUUUUAAACUUAAACUAAAAUAGUGGGCUUGUUAGCACUCAUUACACAAUAGUUUGUGAGUUCCGCUUUCAUCCAUUGACUACAAUAAAAACAGUGUACAAUUCAGUGAAGCAGCAUAUUUAAAUAAACCUUCUGACCUAGUCUUUCAAAACAGGAUUGUUUAGUCCGGUCUUCAACCCUAUAAACUAAGCCACACAGCCUCCGUUGUCUACGGUCAAUUAAAAUGUUUUCAGCUCUGUAGACUGUUAAGUUUGUGCGUUGAGAAAUGUGCACGUGACUGCAUAGUUCCCCAGUAGUGUACAAAGGGCUGCCUUUGGCUCUCACUUUCUCAUAGAGAAUGCAUGACGUAUAGGGCUUUCAUUGCAAAUGUACAGACAGUAAUAUUGUGCAAACUAUGUUAUAAGAGGGUUGAGAGUGUUGCAUUGUCUUUUGACCUUACGCAACUGAAAUAACUGCGUUUUUGUACUACAAAUCUGUUUUGUUAAAAUUAAGCUGAUUUCUGUGUUUUGUAAAUAUGUGUUUUUUUUUUUUUUGUAGGCUUACCAAAAUAACCAUCGGAACAGUCAGUGCAGAAUAGACCUUUUCGCUGCAGUCUAUUCAAUCAGUGUGUCUGCUUUGUAAUUUCUUUUCAGUAGCAGAAGUCCUAUGUAUUCUAGUAUUUUUUUUGUCCUCAAACCCCACCGUUAAAAGGGUCAAACAAGGAGUAGACGCAGGGAUAGUAGGGGGGCUAGUUUUAAUGAUUUAAGUGACAUUAGAUUUAAAUACUGCGUCUCUUGAACUGUCUCCCACUGCCCUCCCAAGUGAUGAUUUACUGGAGCCCUGUUUAGAUCAUUUAAAAAGACUUCCCGCCCUCCCCUGGUGUGAUAAACCAAAUGUGCAUGUAUGUGGUGCAGAACAACUGUCACACUUGCUAUUAAAGAAGCAAACUUGUAUCUUUAUUUGAUGUGCUUUAUCGUCCUGGAACCCUGCUUCUGCCUGAAGAAGUUGUAUUUUUUUUUGUACUGUAUGCUUUGACGUGUAAAAGAGACUACAAACCAAAAUAGGAAUUCCCUAGCACUGUUAACCUGUCCUUGUGGAGCAAGGAAAUGGCAGUACCUAAAAAAAUAACAUGUACAGACUGCAAACCAAUUUCAUCAUCAUUACCUCUCUGCCCCUAAAGGUUUACAGAAGUAAAGGACAAAACAAACUCUC
Messenger RNA from Acipenser ruthenus (sterlet), 9335 nucleotides. RefSeq names its product lysine demethylase 5A (gene kdm5a). Gene Ontology annotation, biological process: chromatin remodeling. The record is from RefSeq and is a predicted model, not a curated record. NCBI's taxonomy places the organism in Eukaryota, Metazoa, Chordata, Actinopteri, Acipenseriformes, Acipenseridae. Gene Ontology annotation, cellular component: nucleus. Gene Ontology annotation, molecular function: histone demethylase activity; DNA binding. The transcript has 28 exons. The coding region runs from base 1557 to 6734 and encodes 1725 amino acids.